Terrapene triunguis (Three-toed box turtle) is the source of this 581-nucleotide messenger RNA. Its product is annotated as butyrophilin subfamily 3 member A2-like. NCBI's taxonomy places the organism in Eukaryota, Metazoa, Chordata, Testudines, Emydidae. The annotation marks the transcript as partial. The record is from RefSeq and is a predicted model, not a curated record. The transcript has 6 exons.
AGGGUUCAAAGGUAGCAGGCAGCAGUAACCAGCGCCACCAGGUAUGCAGAGUUACUGGACGGGACCCAGACCCAGAUCUCCAGCAAUGGGUUUCUCAGUUCCCUGGACAGCAGCCAUUCAGAUGCUGGUGCUAGCGCUGGCCGUCCAUUCCACUGCAGGUAACAGCCAUAAACCAUUGAUUGUCCUGGACAAUUAUGAGGACAAUGGGAUCAGAGUCACCUGUUUUUCUGAGAGGAAGUUUUCUGAUGUGCAGUUGUUGUGGACAGACAGUAAAGGACACAAUCUUACUGGAAGUCCAACCUCCGACACAGAUGAGGCUCGUGCCAAAAGUUCGAUCCUUCUGAAAUCAGGAUCUGACAAUGCCAUCUCCUGCAACAUAAUUGAUAACGUGCUAAAGACCUCAAACGAAUCUACAGUUGUAAUUGCAGAUGUUUUCUUCCCUGCCACCUCCCCGUGGAUGACGGCCUUCAUUGUGAUAUUGCUGAUUAGCAUAGCCCUGGUUAGCGCUGCGAUUUAUAAGCUGAAAAAAAACAAUGAAACAACUGCUCUGGCUGUAAAUGACAAGAAAGCCAUCGAAGACG